AAUCAUGCGGUGCGGUAUGUAAACUACACCAACUAAACGUUAGUAAAGAAAGAUUUAUCGUUUUGCAGUUUUGGAGUGGUUUUUACGGUUAAUAAAAAGAAAAAUGUCAGAUAGUUCUGAUGACGAGGCAACACUCGAGGAGCACUUCAAACGACCUAAAUGGAUUUUCUAUAGAGACAGAAAGGAAUGGAAAGAUGUUGUUCCAGUGCCUCAGGAUGACGGUCCUCAUCCGAUUGUUGCAAUUGCAUACUCCGAAAAAUUUAAGGACGUCUACGAUUACUUUCGAGCAAUUUUAAUUUCUGGAGAAAAGUCAGAACGAGUUCUGGAGUUAACCGUCGACUGUAUCUGGUUAAAUCCCGCAAAUUACACAGUAUGGACCUACAGAAGAGAAAUUCUUCAAACCCUGGGUAGUGAUCUUCGAGAAGAAUUGAAAUAUAUUGACUUUAUGAUCAAACAUAAUUCUAAAAACUAUCAAGUCUGGCAUCACAGGCAAGUGAUAGUGGAGUGGCUGAAAGAUGCCAGUCAUGAAUUAGAUUUUACUAAAUUAAUUUUAGAAAAGGAUGCCAAGAACUACCAUGCCUGGCAACAUCGUCAGUGGGUUAUCAAAACUUUCAAUUUGUAUGAUAAUGAAAUAGAAUAUGUUGAACAGUUAUUGAUAGAAGAUGUGAGAAAUAAUUCAGCAUGGAAUCAACGUUAUUUUGUGUUAGACAAUACGACAAAGUUUGAACCAGAGAUUAUUGAACGCGAAGUCGAUUUCGCUAUUAGUAAAAUAUUAUUAGUCAAAGGAAACGAAAGCCCUUGGAAUUAUUUGAGAGGAAUAUUAAUGAAGGAUCCAAAAGGAUUGGGUUACAAUGAGAAAGUUAUGAAGAUGUGUGAAGAGCUUUACUCGGAAGGUUUUAGGACAAAUCAUUUGCUGGGUUGUAUAAUAGACAUUUGUCAAGAAAGGGACAAAAAGGAUGAAUCUCCAGAUUCAAUAUUUUGCUAUGAUCAUGCUCGCAAGCUUUGUAAAGAAUUGGCAGAGGAAUAUGAUAAAAUCAGAAGAAGGUAUUGGAAAUUCAUUAGUGACCAACUUGAAGAAAAAUUCAGUGAGUGUUCUACUUCGUAGUGUCGCAGGUCGUCUAAUUCAAUUUGUACUUAUAAGGUCUUUUGUAUCUCGAAGAGUUAAAGUUCAGUUUCCUUUUUUACGAAAUAUUUUAUAUCUUAGCAAUUUCGACACACUUUCUAGGUUCCAUGGUCAGUAGUUAUGAGAUAUAUGAACAGUAAUUGUGAAUUAAACAUUUGAAUGGAAAUAAUUUAUAAACUGUACAGAAAAAAAUAAGCUUGCGUUCCUAUUAUAUAAAGUGUGAUUACAAUAUAGGUGGCAGAACGUCAAAAAGUUUUUAAA
Molecule: messenger RNA, 1384 nt
Organism: Belonocnema kinseyi
Lineage: Eukaryota; Metazoa; Arthropoda; Insecta; Hymenoptera; Cynipidae
Gene: Fnta
Product: protein farnesyltransferase/geranylgeranyltransferase type-1 subunit alpha
Exons: 5
Coding region: 104-1105 (333 amino acids)
Biological process (GO): protein farnesylation; protein geranylgeranylation
Cellular component (GO): CAAX-protein geranylgeranyltransferase complex; cytoplasm; protein farnesyltransferase complex
Molecular function (GO): CAAX-protein geranylgeranyltransferase activity; protein farnesyltransferase activity
Source: RefSeq, a predicted model, not a curated record